UUUGAUAUAACUGCUCAGAUUCAUUUCCACGAAUAAACCUCCAAGUGAUCUAAUCAAUUUUCUGGAAUAAUUUAUUAAUCAUCCAUUAAAAAUAAUCAGUGAAAUCAUAUCAAUAGAAUCAAUUAUAGAAAAAUACUAAAUUGUGAAAUCAACAAUCAAAAAUCAAAUCAACAAUCUAAUCAACAAUUAAAUCAAAGACGAAGCUCAAUUUGCCUUAACCUCAUUUGUUUACCUUUCAGAUAAAACAAAAAGUGUGUGAUCCUUUUAUUGGUUAUUAAAAGAAACCAUUUACAUAAUCAAAUAUUAUUAUUGUUGUUGGUUUAAUCUAAAUUGUUACAAUUUACAAGCAUCAUAUUAAUCAUUGAGAUUGAUAAUUGGUAACAAUUAAAAAGGUGAUCACAAUUACAAACAAUGAAAAAUGGGUGAAAGUAGGAACAAUUUUAAGAUUAUGCUUUUCAUACGAAGUGCCAAUGAUAAUGAUAUUUUCUUUAAGAGAGAUGGAAGACGAUUUGAGUCGGAAAAUACAAUUAAAUUGUUGGUGGAAGCUAAUUACAACUUUACGAUAACAAUUAAACCUUCAUUACCUUUACAGAGCGUCUCUGUUUCUGGUGUCGGUGUUUCCGUGACUGAUUUAUCUCAACAGGAAACUGAAGGUUCCAAAUAUACAUUUUCUUGGGGUUCGAUUAAGGUCAAUCCGAACAAGAAAAAAGAUCGAACUACCGUUCAAUUGUUAUUCCAAUUCCAAGAUGGCCUGACUUUGGUUCUACCGCUUCAGGUCAAAUUUUACCGACCCGAAGAGACUGACCAUCUAAUCUGGGGAAGUCCAUUAAAUCACAUUGAAUAUAAUUGUAUCGUUAAACCAGGACAGACUUAUGUUGAUAUAGUUAAGGAAAUUUUCAGAUGAUUAGUAAAUCAUUUGGCGAUUUUUAAUCAAAAACUUUAUUGGAUCAAUGGUCAAAUCCUCUGGUCAAGCAAAGUAAACGAGGCAAAAAAAAGUACGAAACAAUCACAAUUAACUAAUCAUAAUCAUUAUCAUAAUCUUUGGAAACCAUAAUCAUACGAAACUGUUAAUUAUUAUUAAGCCAAAUCAUUACAAUCUAAUUAUAAUUGAACAACAAUUCUAGUCACCAAUUGAAAUACAUUCCUGGAUAAUUUUGAUUGUGACAUUUGAUUAACUUUAAUUGUUUGCAUCAAAUUAUCAAUCAAAUGUUUUUAUUUAUUUGCUGUUUUUACUAAUAAUUAAUUGACCAAAUCAAUCAAUCAACUACCUCAUAAUGAUGUUGAUAAUAUUGGGUAACAAUUAAUCAAUAAUAAUGAUGAUAAUUAAGAUAUUAAUAUAUAUAAAUAUGAAAGGAUUUAAGUGUGUUGAUUAAAACUCGUUGUUAAUUGUUAGAGUUGAUUAGAGUUAUAAAAACUAUAAUGGUUAAUUGUUGGAUAGAAAAACAAAAAGAUAUUGAUUGUUAUAUGAAUAAACUAAAUUAUAUCUCAUUAUUAAUUGUUAUUAGUGUUACAAUAUCACAAUUCUGUAAUUAUGUUCAAAUUUGAUUCUCAUGAAUCAAAAGAUUCGGGUACAUGGUAAUGUUAUUAAACCCUCUCAACGAAUCACAAUCAAAAUUGAUUCGAUUCAUAUAUUAAUAAUUAAAUUGUUCUCUUUUCUUUUAAAUUUAAUUUCUUGUUAAUUGAUUAAAAUAAUAAAAUUAGUUGACAAUUACAAUGUUUACUUACUUUGUGAUUGUUUAAAUUGUUAAAAAAUGAUAAAUAUAUGUUAAUAUGUACAGAGUAUGAUUCACAA
Messenger RNA from Panonychus citri (citrus red mite), 1792 nucleotides. RefSeq names its product CB1 cannabinoid receptor-interacting protein 1-like. The coding region runs from base 419 to 904 and encodes 161 amino acids. Gene Ontology annotation, biological process: negative regulation of signaling receptor activity. The record is from RefSeq and is a predicted model, not a curated record. NCBI's taxonomy places the organism in Eukaryota, Metazoa, Arthropoda, Arachnida, Trombidiformes, Tetranychidae. The transcript is spliced from 3 exons. Gene Ontology annotation, cellular component: plasma membrane. Gene Ontology annotation, molecular function: type 1 cannabinoid receptor binding.